AUGUCAUCAUGGGAAAUCAGCCAAAUCAGAUCUACGUCCGCGUCAGAAUUUGAUGAUAGUAGCAUCUACACACCUACUACAACCACCGAAAACGUUCCUACAGGCCUCGUGGAAGGUCACGACGUGCGUAGUCGAGUCCCCACACAUGGUUCCACCUACAUCAUCCGCGCCGUAUCAUCCGAGAACGUGAUGACACUGCUUGACGGGCAGGUCAUACUUGCCCCAAUCGGCAGUCGUGGGUGCAUCUACUGGACGUGCGUGGAAACCGAAGGCUGGCUCGGAUUCCGAAGUUGCAGUUCGAAGAAGUUUAUAUGCUAUGAUUGGGACGCGAGACUGAAGUGUACGGCAGAACAAAAGGACGGUCAUAGGCAAUUUACUAUUACUCCAGUGCCAAAGGGGGGCUAUAUUAUGCAAAUGCUGGACUGGUGGAGACUUCGUCCUAUAGUGCUCAAUCCUGAAAAUGGGGCACAAAAGCUGGCAAGGACGGGGGAUAUGCUGUCGGAUGGCAUUGUAUGGGAGUUCAUCAAGGCUGAAGAGGGAUCGGCUAUGGGAUAA
This is a messenger RNA of Pyrenophora tritici-repentis Pt-1C-BFP, 555 nucleotides long. RefSeq lists its product as uncharacterized. Lineage: Eukaryota; Fungi; Ascomycota; Dothideomycetes; Pleosporales; Pleosporaceae. The record is from RefSeq and is a predicted model, not a curated record.